Messenger RNA from Talpa occidentalis (Iberian mole), 3283 nucleotides. It is a transcript of the gene ARL13B, whose product is annotated as ADP ribosylation factor like GTPase 13B. The transcript has 10 exons. Gene Ontology annotation, biological process: non-motile cilium assembly; receptor localization to non-motile cilium. Gene Ontology annotation, molecular function: GTPase activity; GTP binding. Gene Ontology annotation, cellular component: ciliary membrane; non-motile cilium; motile cilium. The record is from RefSeq and is a predicted model, not a curated record. Lineage: Eukaryota; Metazoa; Chordata; Mammalia; Eulipotyphla; Talpidae. The coding region runs from base 129 to 1424 and encodes 431 amino acids.
UCUCCUCCGGCGUUAUCGGCCUCUGAGACUCCGGGGAGCGGUGGCGGCCCCCGGGACGCGGCCCGGGACCUCGAGGGGUCGUCCCCACCCCGGGCUCGGAUGGGAGGCGGCGGGAGCGGCGGCCUGGGAUGUUCGGUCUGAUGGCCAAUUGCUGCAGCUGGUUCAAGCGGUGGCGGGAGCCCGUCAGAAAGGUGACUCUCGUGAUGGUGGGACUUGAUAAUGCUGGUAAAACGGCAACAGCAAAGGGAAUCCAAGGAGAGCAUCCUGAAGAUGUAGCUCCUACUGUUGGAUUUUCCAAAAUCGACCUUAGACAAGGAAAGUUUGAAGUUACCAUCUUUGAUUUGGGAGGUGGAAAAAGAAUUCGAGGAAUCUGGAAGAAUUACUAUGCUGAAUCCUAUGGAGUUAUAUUUGUUGUGGAUUCUAGUGAUGAAGAGAGAAUGGAAGAGACUAAAGAGACAAUGUCAGAAGUGUUACGACAUCCACGGAUAUCUGGCAAGCCUAUACUGGUGUUGGCAAACAAACAAGACAAGGAAGGAGCUUUAGGAGAAGCUGAUGUGAUUGAGUGUCUUUCUCUAGAAAAAUUGGUCAAUGAACACAAGUGCCUAUGUCAAAUAGAACCUUGUUCAGCAGUCUUGGGAUAUGGAAAGAAAAUUGACAAGUCCAUUAAAAAAGGCCUGUAUUGGCUGCUACAUAUCAUUGCAAGAGACUUUGAUGCCUUAAAUGAACGCAUCCAAAAAGACACAACAGAGCAGCGUGCUCUUGAGGAACAAGAGAAAAGAGAAAGGGCUGAACGUGUGCGAAAAUUACGGGAAGAAAGAGAACAAAGAGAGCGGGAGCAGGCUGAACUUGAUGGAAAGAGUGGUUUGGCUGAGUUGGACCCAGAACCGGUUAUUGUUAAUCCUUUCCAGCCAAUUGCAUCUGUAAUCAUUGAGAAUGAAAAAAAGCUUGAAAAAGAAAAAAAGAAGCAAAGUAAGGAGAAUGACUGUGAUAGCUGCUCUCUGAAACAUAGCCCGGCUCAUGAGCAUUUGGAGACAGAGAGCCAGAUCAGUGAUAGUAGCCAAAAAAACAAUGAGUUUGGAAUAGUGGAAAAUUAUAAGGAGGCAUUAACACAGCAGCUGGAGAAUGAAGAUGAGACAGACCAGCGAUCAUCAGAAUCAGAUAACAGUAAAAAGAAAACUAAGAAGCUAAGAAUAAAGCGGAGUCACCGGGUAGAACCAGUGAAUACUGAUGAUUCUUCUACUCCAAAGAGUCCAACACCACCUCCACCUCCUCCUCCCGUUGGCUGGGGAACCCCCAAAGUCACUAGACUUCCAAAACUUGAACCUCUUGGUGAAACACGUCAUAAUGAUUUCUAUGGGAAGCCACUGCCUCCUUUGGUUGUGCGACACAGACCUAACAGUGAUGCUCAUGAUGUGAUCUCAUAACCCAAGUCAUGUGGAGGAGUGCACUGACUAUCACAGGAUGAAGUGAAGGUCGGACUUUCUCGAAGAAGAAAAACUGAACUUUGAUGACAGAAAUAUGAAUUUUACUGGGCAAAUGAUUUCCAUGAAGAGAUUACUAGCCAAAGAUCUAACUGAUCUAAUAAUUACUUACCCAUGCUCUUCAUGACUUAAAAAAAAAAAAAAGGAAACAAAAUGCCCAGCAGACAGAAUGAGCAUUUGGACCAAGUAAGGAAGAUUUGUGUUGAUUUUGGUUUAACCCUCUCUGCUCAUGACCUGAAGGAUAACAUCUUCAGAAAAAGAGCCAAUGGACUCUGCACACAUUCUUUACUCUUCGUUUAAUAGUCUUUAUUUCUAUAUCUUAAACAUGUUUUGUAAGAUACAUGUGUAUGGAAGGGAAACUCUUGGGAAUUUAUAACUUAAAUUUUUAACUUUUUAUAUUUUUCUAAAAAUUUAGUUUUAAGAAUUUAAUUACUAUGGUCUUGACUGCACUUUUCUAUAGAUGCUUUAUUUAAAUUGUGUCUGGAAAAAUGGAGUUGAUUAACUUGACAAACGUGAACUGUACACACAGAAUAUACUAAUAGAAGUUGAGGUAUGCUUUAUAAUAGUUUGAAGUGUCCAUCCCAAUUUCACCUAAUUUCAAAGUAACACCUUUUUUAAAAUAGAUUCUCAGAUCUCUAUUCUACCAAAUUAUGUUAUUUGAAAGUGCUACCCAAGAAGAAUGUUCAGUUUUGGACUGUUUCUUUUCUUUGCUGAUAAUGCAAAAUAAAUGAAAGAGGCAUAAAAUACUUUUUUUACCUAAAUGUUUUUUAAAUUAAAAAUAUUAUGUGAGAUAAUAUUAGGAGUCCCAGUAAACAGCUGUUUUAAGGGAUACACUUUUCAGAGAUCAAGAAGUGCUCCUUCUAACUACCUUGUUCUGUUAGAAGCUAGUGACUCUUAGCGUAGUCUAAUUCUUUCAUGCCUUGAUCUUAAAGGCAAAAAAAAGAUUGAAAAAGCUGCUGUAGGUCCAGAGACUUGUUCUUUACAACCAGGAGACACUAAAGCAAUAAGAAUAAAAAUGUUAGCUCAAAAUUACUUUUAUAAGAAAUAAUUCCAGAAUAAUUUUUCAAUUUAAAAUAAUAGCACUUUUCUUGCACUUAAGAAUAUCAUCUAUAGGAUUUUCUUUUUGGCGUUUAGGCACACAUUUAGAUGCAUAUUUUAAGUAAUAGAUUCAAAAUGUUAUGUUUAAUUGAAAACAUAUGUUAAUAUCAAGACUAAACAGUAUAAUUCCUUUACCACCUUGUUAAAAUUGGUUAGGUUGAUAACUUAUAGUGACAGUAGACUGAUAUCUGAUAAUAACAUAUAAUUAUUUCUAAGGCAGUUUAGUAUGGUUAUUUUUAAUAUGUCAGAACAUCACAUUUUAGUCACAUGUUUAAAUACCUUAAAUUUUCAUUAAUCAGUCACUUAUUACUCUAGUCAGCAUCAUACAUAAUUUCUUAAGAGUUUUAUACACGGGACCUAUUUGGCACACUGAAUAAAAAGCUUUAUAUUUACUUUAGGUAUAAAAUUCCUAACAACUUAAAUUUGAUAGGAGGCUAAAAUAUGAGGAAAAGCAGCACAAGAAGAUAGGCUAUAAACUUUGCAUUGGAUUUUAGAGAAGAAAGCUUGUUUGUUUUGGUUCAUUUUGUAACAUCUAUACUUGUUCAUUUUAAAAAACUAAAGUCAUACUUUUGCUAUGUUUAUAAUUUUCAUCUAAUUUGAGAGUAAAUACAAGUUUUUUUAAAACUUUUGUUUCCUACAGUGAUUAUUAUAGUAUAUAAUAAUUACUGGAUUCAUUUAAUAAGAGUAAAUAAAAUGAUUUUGAA